UCUGCUCCUGUGCGCUCCCGUGCGUCCGCCGAUAGCAGAUCUUCCCGAACAGCCAGCAGCGAUCCAGACAAGAUGGUGAAGGUCGGAGUGAACGGAUUUGGCCGUAUUGGACGCCUGGUCACCAGGGCUGCUAUUCUCUCUGGCAAGGUCGAGGUUCUGGCCAUCAAUGACCCUUUUAUUGACCUCAACUACAUGGUCUACAUGUUCCAGUACGAUUCCACCCAUGGCAGGUUCAAUGGCACUGUCAAGGCUGAGAACGGGAAGCUCUCCAUCAACGGAAAGGCUAUCACCAUCUUCCAAGAGCGAGAUCCCGCCAACAUCAAGUGGGGUGAUGCUGGCGCUGAGUAUGUGGUGGAGUCCAUUGGUGUCUUCACUACCAUGGAGAAGGCUGGGGCUCACCUGAAGGGUGGUGCCAAAAGGGUCAUCAUCUCUGCCCCUUCUGCCAAUGCCCCCAUGUUUGUGAUGGCUGUGAAUCACGAAAAGUACGACAACUCCCUCAAGAUCGUCAGCAAUGCUUCCUGUACCACCAACUGUUUAGCCCCACUGGCAAAGGUCAUCCAUGACAACUUUGGCAUUGUGGAGGGACUCAUGACCACAGUGCACACCAUCACUGCCACUCAGAAGACUGUGGACGGCCCCUCUGGGAAGCUGUGGCGUGAUGGCCGUGGGGCUGCCCAGAACAUCAUCCCUGCAUCCACUGGUGCUGCCAAGGCUGUGGGCAAGGUCAUCCCAGAGCUGAACGGGAAGCUCACAGGCAUGGCCUUCCGUGUGCCCACUCCCAAUGUGUCGGUGGUGGAUCUGACCUGUCGCCUGGAGAAAACGGCUAAAUACGACGACAUCAAGAAGGUGGUGAAGCAGGCCUCAGAUGGUCCCCUCAAAGGCAUCCUGGGCUACACUGAGGACCAGGUUGUGUCUUGCGACUUCAACAGUGACAGCCACUCUUCCACCUUUGAUGCUGGGGCUGGCAUUGCCCUGAAUGAUCACUUUGUGAAGCUCAUUUCCUGGUAUGACAAUGAGUUCGGCUACAGCAACAGGGUGGUGGACCUCAUGGUCCACAUGGCCUCCAAGGAGUAAGUGGCCCCCACCACCACAGCCCAGCGAGACCAGAGGGAUGGAGAGGCCACGCUGUAGAAGUCAUCACUGCCCUACUCAGCCCCGAUACUGAGAAUCUCCCCCUCACAGCUUCCAUCCUAGGCCCCCUAGAAGGGGAAGGGCCUUGGGAUCCCUGGCUCGCUGCCCUUGCACACCAUCAAUAAAGCCCAUUGUACCC
Octodon degus (degu) is the source of this 1270-nucleotide messenger RNA. Its product is annotated as glyceraldehyde-3-phosphate dehydrogenase-like. Gene Ontology annotation, molecular function: NAD binding; oxidoreductase activity, acting on the aldehyde or oxo group of donors, NAD or NADP as acceptor; NADP binding. The coding region runs from base 73 to 1074 and encodes 333 amino acids. The transcript has a single exon. Gene Ontology annotation, biological process: glucose metabolic process. The record is from RefSeq and is a predicted model, not a curated record. NCBI's taxonomy places the organism in Eukaryota, Metazoa, Chordata, Mammalia, Rodentia, Octodontidae.